GCGGGGCCUCCGCCAGCUGGCAGAUGUUUCCCGCGCGGCCGUGGCGCACGUCUAGCGUAAGCUACACGGAGGAAAACUAGUCCGUCGCUUCGCUCGAGUUAUUUCGCAUGCCGGUCGGUGGAUAUUUCGUGUGUAAGAGUUAGUGGACGAUGACUUUCGUCGCAGUUUGUUUUAUUUCGCCCUAAUUCGAGUCCGCGGUUCGUCCCGUUUUCUCAGUCGCACCAAUUUUUAUCACCCGAUAUCGGAGGUGCGUAAUAAAACUCGGCGGUGGGUUAGGGUAGCCGGCGGCGGAGUGAUCCCUGGUGAUCCACGGUGCGUCGUCGUAGGGGCCCUCAGCUGUUUCCCGCCAAAGAUCGCCAUUACAAAACGCGAUCGGGCGUUGUGUGUGCGCCGCGGUGUGGCUGCCCCGUGGACGGACGAAAACCGACGUGCGUUUAAUAUACGAUAUACGUGAUAAAUGGUACGCAAUAACGUCGUAUAAAUAUCCUGUGCGAGUUUCAAGUGUGUGUUGUUGCUGUUGUUGUUGUUGUUGUUUUUGUUGUUAUUAUUAUUAUCAUUAUUAUUAUUAUUCUAACCAUCCAAAACGGAGGUGUGCUACUGUAUUUUCAUAUUCUCUGUGACCCGUGGGACGUGAAAAUACGCGGUUUACCAAAGUGGCGUAGAUCGACGAAUUAUGUCAGUGUUUAGUAAUAGUGACGACAGAAUUCUCCUCGAGGAAAUCGUUGAAGCGGUGGACGAACAGGAAGCCGAACUCUGCAGCAGCAGCGAGGGGGCGGACGAGGGUUCGGUAGCGACGAACGUGAUUGUCGGGGAUCAUCACGAACUUCAGGAAUCUAACGACGGACAGGUUGGAAACAAUCUAAACGGUCACAACGGAAACGGCGUCGCGGGUCGGACUACGCCAAGAAGCCACAUGGAGCAAGAGAAGAGAAUGAGGCGUGAAAUCGCCAACAGCAACGAGCGACGACGAAUGCAGAGUAUCAACGCCGGCUUUCAAUCCCUCAGGACGCUUCUUCCCCAUCACGAAGGCGAGAAAUUGUCCAAGGCGGCGAUACUGCAGCAAACGGCCGAAUACAUUUAUCAGUUGGAGCAAGAGAAGACGCAGCUGUUAUCACAAAAUUGUCAACUCAAGCGAUUGGUCAACCAGCACGAAGGUGGCGAUGUACCAAUCAAAAAGCGCAAGGCUGACAACCAAGUCGUUGUUAGCUUGCCAAUGCACGUUAACGAGAGCGGGGACGAAGGAUUAGGGAGCAUGUCCCCUGAGCCAUUAUCUGUUAUUACCGUCUCUGCGGAUGCACAUUCGGUAUCGAGCAGCGACGUUUCUGAGCUGAGACGACAGUUGGAAAGAGAACGUCGUGCGAGGGUACGCGUCGAGGAACAGAUGAGAGCUCUUCAAAGUCAAAUUUAUCCCGAAAGAUUUAGGGAUAAUCAACUGAUCGCUUAUCAACCACACGAGGUGAUCGAGCAUACCGACAACGUGAUGGCCCAGGAAACUGAAGAAGCAGUUGCCUCGUUACAAGUUGUAUCUGUGGUCGCUCUACCUCCCGUAGGUUCGACGCAAACCGUCGAAACGACAACUCCAGAUCCCAGUCCAUCCCCAUCCCCACUUCCAGAAAUGGUACCAGAUGAAAUAAAAGAAGAAGUAUCUCGCCCCAGCACUCCUAAGAUUAGUAGUUUUUCUCAGAAUCAAGGGUUUUCCACGCCUACCAAACAAAAACUUGGAUCGUUCUCACCAACACAUGUGACGUACACGACGGCUCCAAUUGAGUUCAAAAACGUUCCUUCUCAGUUUAUACCCACAAGUCCGAGAAGACCAUUUUCCCCACCUGUAGAACCGCAGCGAUUACCCAGUGUCCUCGAAGCUGCUAUGAAAGCAGAGCCCAAAGUUGAGGUUGAAAGGUUGCCCUCGCCAGCAAACUCGUUGGACGAUGGUACGCCACAAGCAAGGCUAUAUCUUGCUAAUACAUCACGCCAAAACCUGGAAACCAUCGUCGAAGCGAUACGCCACUUAGAAGGUGAUCACCUGUUCAGCGAUGAACCAGCACAGGAUGUACCAUUAGCUCUUACAAACAAACCAACUGUGGCACCAGCGACAACGACCAAACGAUUGCUACAUGCAGAAAUGAACAACUUCCUUCAGUUUCAUUCUCAACAGCAAGCCCAGCAACGACCUGGUGUUAUCGUUGUCAAACAUUCGUGAUCGUCCAUCACGCCACGCUCAAAACAUUAAUACCUACGAUCCCAGUACAUUGACUUUAUUUAAAAAUUUGCGGAUAACUUCUUCAAUAUUUUGUUGCAAAUUCUUUCCUUUUUUUUUUAUCAUUUACUCGACUCUUUAAUACGCAAUUUUCAACGGCCUUCUGUUUGUAGUCAAGUUUAUUCUGUUUUCCAAUCCAAAUCAUGUAACAAAGAUUCAAUGGGAAUCUAAUUCCUAGAAUUCUUAAUUUCUGCGUGAAAGGGGCAUUUCAGACAAAACUUUUGUUACUUUGCGAUAGCGAUAGAUUCGCCAAGCGAAUUGAUAAAUUAUGACUCGUGAACAAGUCUUUAAACUGCUUACAGUAUUGCAAGUAUAUCAUAGAUUUGCGAGUGCGUUGGAUGUGGGUCAAAGUUUAUUAAUUUGAUCACAUAAGUACACCUGAAUUUCCUGACCAAGUUCAAAUAAUUACUAUUAUAUAAGAAUGGUCGCUCAAAGAAUUUCUAGAUUCUUUGAAAAGUGGUCCAAAUACUGCAAUUCGAUGUUUCAUAUACAAUUGUUGAAAAAUGUGAAAUUUUCACGGCUACAUUUUAUACGACUAGGAAACUGAAUGAUAGCUGUUAAAUUAUAGUGUGAAUCAGAAACCAGACACAAAAUUUAAUCAAUCUUACGUGAUCUUGAAUUCAGUUUUCACUGCCCAUUGAACAAUGUUUGAAUGAGAUGAGACAUCGAUGUUAUAAUUGAUGUCAAGUAUUCACUGUGAGUCACACAUUAUUGUUUUUUCUGAGUUGAACACAUCCAUUGAAAAUUUCAAUGUUCAACUAAAGUCGAUGUGCACUAUACGACACUAAUCUUCGAAAUUCUGCUACUACACUGCAAUCUUCGUAAACGUUUCUUAAAAAAGUUUAUCCAGACGCAACACUUGACCAUUUCAGAUAAUUAUUAUCCUUUCGUUAUUUGUUUUGACACAUAGAAGGUUGAUUAUUGCAAUUACGGAGUCAAAGUAAAUCGUUUCGUAUUUAUUACCACUAUAUGUACACCCAUAAAAAAUCGUACAUAAUCGAACUUUCUUGUAAAUACAUCCGAUUUUUCUAUAUAUUCUAUUAAUUAACAAAGAACACUCUCCUGUUCUGAAUCUCGCUCGAUGGACAAUUGUUUUUAUGUUUUCACAGAUCGAGUAAGUGUUUUUCUUCAGUAAGGUAGUCUUAAGAUUAAUAUUAUUAUAACAAUAAUAUUCCUAAUUCUUAAAAGUACGCUGUAUUAUAAGAUUUACGUUUUUUUACGUUGUUACAGAAAACUGAUGAUAAAAAAUACGUUUCUCAAUGUUUUUAGUCAUUGUUGAAAACCACAAAAAAAAUAAUAACAAUUUAAAAAAAUCAAAAUAUUCAUACUUAAUAUUUGACACACAUUAAGAUGUAAUAAAAGUAUGUAGUGCAUAUAAACGAUUGCGAUUCGUUUUUCUCGCAUUCGAUUUCGCACCGCUAUGAAAUUUCAUUGAAUUUUGUUUAAUCUGUGCCAAAUAUCGAGUACCGAGACUUUUGUUCCUUUGUAAACAUAUAGCUCUAGAGUUAGAAUGACAGAGUCAGUCAGUGAUUGGAAGCACUGCUAUGAUAUUAAUUCUACCUCGUAACAUGUAGACACAGGUAGGAUUACACCUAUCCAGAUAUGUUUCGAAUAUGACACACCGAUAAAUGAUUUAUUUUCAAAAAAUAUUCUUGUUCAAACCAGUUCGUUGAAAUAUCAAUCGGAAAACGGUGCACCACCUUAGUUUCUUGCAAACUUUACGCCCUCUGAAAAAGUUCAGAAUAUCCAUAGACUGACUGACUGACCAAUGGGAGGCCUGGUAUGUAAAUUUUUUUUGUUUUGUGUCUCUCUGUUAUGUUACUUUUAUAUUAUGAAUUAAUAAUUAUUCAUACCCAAUUAUGAUGGAUAUUUGCAGUUAUCAUCAUCAUCAUUAUUACUAUUAUUAUCAUUAUUAUUAUUGCUAUUAUUUUCAUUUUUAUUAUCAUUAUUAUUAUUAUUUUCUACAACGGAUAUUGAGUAAUGAACGAUAUGAUCAAUAAUAUUAAGAAUAGUAUAUGAAAAUAAUAUCUACAAUAUGAUAAACAGAACUAAGAAUAAGUAAUCGAGUAACUUUUUAGGCAAGUAGGUCAGUAGGAAUUGUUUAAUUCAUACACGGUAAAAAUCUGAUGAUACCAUCAUCGUUACGAGCAGAUGGAAUAAUUACAGUUAUUAAAAAAAUGAUUAAUAUUACGUAUUAAUAUUAAAUGUGACACUACUCUGUAACUGUAUUGUACUGUAUGUAUAUAAAUUAGCAAUGUUGUAUACGUGACACGCGUGAUCCUAGGUACUACGAUACUCUAAGAAGAGUAAUAUAACUAUGUUGUAUUGCAUGAGUUAUUCAAUACGUAGCAUUAGUGGUUACUACAAGUGAAAUAAAAGAAUGGGCCUGA
Messenger RNA from Neodiprion fabricii, 4647 nucleotides. It is a transcript of the gene crp, whose product is annotated as helix-loop-helix protein 11. Gene Ontology annotation, molecular function: protein dimerization activity; DNA-binding transcription factor activity, RNA polymerase II-specific; RNA polymerase II cis-regulatory region sequence-specific DNA binding. NCBI's taxonomy places the organism in Eukaryota, Metazoa, Arthropoda, Insecta, Hymenoptera, Diprionidae. Gene Ontology annotation, cellular component: nucleus. The coding region runs from base 674 to 2200 and encodes 508 amino acids. Gene Ontology annotation, biological process: regulation of transcription by RNA polymerase II. The record is from RefSeq and is a predicted model, not a curated record. The transcript has 6 exons.